This is a messenger RNA of Folsomia candida, 1767 nucleotides long. RefSeq lists its product as uncharacterized. The transcript is spliced from 9 exons. Gene Ontology annotation, molecular function: protein binding; tRNA (guanine(46)-N7)-methyltransferase activity. The record is from RefSeq and is a predicted model, not a curated record. Gene Ontology annotation, cellular component: nucleus; tRNA methyltransferase complex; cytosol. Lineage: Eukaryota; Metazoa; Arthropoda; Collembola; Entomobryomorpha; Isotomidae. The coding region runs from base 193 to 1539 and encodes 448 amino acids. Gene Ontology annotation, biological process: RNA (guanine-N7)-methylation.
UCGUGCAGCGGUUUUCGCACAGACUUGGUUUUCGCGUGUUGUUUUCAGGUCUGGAAAUUUCUUUAACUUCAAACUUUCGCAAUAAUACAUAAUAUCGAAAAGUUAGGUAUUGAAGUAAAAGUGUUAAUGAUAUUUAACCGUCUUCUCUACUGGGUUUACUCUGGUCGCCUAUAGUUGUAAGCAUCGUAAACCAUGUUUGCUGUUAACUCAAAUAUCGCCGUUGUCAUGGGGAGACAGUCGGCUUACAUAUUUUCACCGACUGGUGCUCCCGAUGAUAGUGGUAUGAUCCCGUGCACACUCACCUUGCCAGGUAACCGUCCCCCAGCCAGCACGGCUAAACCGGAAACCAUUUUCUGCGUUGCGGUCGACAUAACGCGUCGCAAUCCUGUUCAACACAUCGUCAUAUGCGACAAUGUCAAAACGGUGUACAUUUUCCAUUUCAAGGAUUCCGCCUGGUCCUUACGCCAAAGCUGGGUGAUGCCGCAACGCAUCGAGAAAAUUAUGUUUGACCCUGAUGAAAAUUAUAUCGUUAUGCUGGGUAAAACCGGUGACGUUUACGCUGCCAUGUUUGGAACAGAGGCCAUAUCUAGGUUCAGAACAAUUAUGGGUCAUGUUUCUUAUGUCAUGGACAUGACCAUCACAAAUGAUUCCUCCUCUCCUCACAUCAUUACCUGUGAUCGUGACGAAAAAAUUCGCGUGGCCAAGUUCCCUCUCGCGUAUGAAAUUCGAUAUUACGCCCUUGCUCACAAGACUGCUGUGGUUAAUCUUGGAUUGGUCAACAAUGACGACUAUCUCAUUUCCGCCUCGACCGAUGGUACUCUCAUCCUGUGGGGAGUCGACCCUCGUAACAUGGAGUUCGAACUUGGCCAUCCCCACCACCUAAAUGAUGUCCUCCUCCGUAAGGUUGAAGCUUGGGACGUUUUUGAAAUGCUUGGAAUUGCCAACGAAACUGUCGCCGAAACGCCCACAUCAAAAUCCAAACCUUCCAUCGAGGAAUCAAAACCAAGUCAUGAACUCUUGAAGAUGAAAUCGACGUAUUUGCCAGACGGGAGAGUGUUUGUCUGUAUCAUGAUAACCGGGCUGUCUGAACUUGUUGUGUUCGAAAUCAUACCUCCUGACACGACGAAAAUGCUGUCUGAAGAAAUCGAAGAUGCUAAAAUCCGUCUCGUCACAAAGGAAACGAUGGAUCACUCGUCCGUCGAUAUCACCUGGGUCGGAACCACCCUCUAUCUGCUUUACCCCCAUAUUGGCACCAUGAAGAAGCUUGUCCUUUCACAGGAAGGCGAACUCAGUCGGGAUGACGGGUUUAAUCCAGCAUUUGAGAUUGAAAUGAAACUUGAUAUUUCAUUAUUCGGCUCCACUAGAAUUUCUUCUAUGCCACUUCACAAAAGGGUGUGGUCCAAACCUGACAGAAUUAAUGACGAUGAAAAUGUUGAAGACGCCAUCGCUGCGAGUAAUUUGUCGCCCUUGGCGAAAACGGUGAAGAAGAGUGGCGACUGGGUCAUUCAGCUGGGGGCGGAUGAUGUCGACGAGAACUAAUUAGUUUAAAUGUAGCAUUAAAUUCAGAUUACCCAUGCAAAGGGCAUUAUUAUUAGAGACAGAAAUAUGAUUUCGUUAAUUGGUGCUACCAAAUUUCUUGUUCUAUCAAUUAUCUUUCUUUGGUUAUAAUCUCUGUUCUUUGUUGGUACGUAUAUAUAGUCACUUGUUAUUUUUGUACCCGGUCCAGAUACCGAAUUUUACUAAUAAAUGAUAAUAAUUAAAAUUUGA